Dissoconium aciculare CBS 342.82 is the source of this 726-nucleotide messenger RNA. Its product is annotated as S-adenosyl-L-methionine-dependent methyltransferase. The transcript is spliced from 3 exons. Gene Ontology annotation, biological process: 7-methylguanosine cap hypermethylation; 7-methylguanosine RNA capping. The record is from RefSeq and is a predicted model, not a curated record. Gene Ontology annotation, cellular component: nucleus. Gene Ontology annotation, molecular function: RNA cap trimethylguanosine synthase activity. The coding region runs from base 1 to 726 and encodes 241 amino acids. NCBI's taxonomy places the organism in Eukaryota, Fungi, Ascomycota, Dothideomycetes, Mycosphaerellales, Dissoconiaceae.
AUGGCCGAGCAAGCAGAGACUCUACCCGAAGGAGUUCACCAUUACCAGGAUACUGACGAUGUUCCAUUCGAAUUGUCAAAGUAUUUCCACCAACGCUACGACAUUUUUUCGAGAUACGAUGAGGGCGUGUGGAUGACAUAUGACGCCUGGUUUGGUGUCACCCCAGAGCCCAUAGCACUUAAGAUCGCCGCACAGUUGGCAGAGGUUUCUCCAAGCAACAAGCGAACUCUCAUCGACGCUUUCGCCGGAGCUGGUGGUAAUACCAUUGCCUUCGCCUUGUCGGGUCGUUGGGACGAGAUCUUUGCCAUAGAAAAGGAUCCCGCGACUCUUGCGUGCGCCAAGCACAAUGCCAAAAUUUACGGUGUCGAAGAUAAAAUCUGGUGGAUCCAAGGUGACAUCUUCACCGUCCUGAAGAAGCGGCUGAAUAGUGUCGCACAGAACGCCGUCAUCUUCGGGAGUCCGCCCUGGGGAGGUCCAUCAUAUACGACCUCCAACGUUUUUGACCUCUCUCUGAUGCAACCAUACACACUGACACAGCUACACGAUGCAUUCAUGCGGAAGCCGACCGAAGUCGUGCUCUUCCUACCUAGGAACUCGGAUCUCGAGCAGAUCGCCAAAUACGGAGAGGACAAUGAACAUCGGAAGCUGAAGGUGGUGCAUUAUUGCAUGUACGGUGCGAGCAAGGCUUUAUGUGUAUUCUUCGGGCGUUUCAUUUGGAAUGAUUGA